CUGGAUUAGUUCCUGAUUGUCCAUUAACGCAAAAUGUUAAUGAAAAGGAGAAAAAAUUUAUUAUACAAUUUGAUUCAGAAAAUGCUGCAAAGAACUUUUACACAAUUUUAGACCUUUGUAAUAAAAAAAUUAAAACAGAUGUGGAUUUUUCAAAUAUCACAUCGGAUCUGAAAGAUAAAAAUAUUAUUCAGGAUAUUAGUUUUGGGGGAUUUCAUGCUUGUAUUGGAUACUUUAGACCUAGUGAUGUUACUAACUUAUUGGCUCUUGAGGGCAUUCUUCGCAUCGAACGUGAUAUUAUACUUAAAACGACCGCAAAGAAUCCAUCUUGUCUUAAUACCAGAAAGAAACCUAACCCCGUAUGCAUAUUUUAA
Molecule: messenger RNA, 371 nt
Organism: Racocetra fulgida
Lineage: Eukaryota; Fungi; Glomeromycota; Glomeromycetes; Diversisporales; Gigasporaceae
Source: the annotation of a GenBank genome assembly